UGAAGUCCGCGUGCACUUGCAAAUCCUAAGUGGAACAACCUUAUUAGGAGCAGUUAAAUUAAUAGCGGCCCCAUUGCUGGGUUUAUCUUCUACCCCCCUGCGGAGGAAAAUGUUCUGAGCGGUUGGUAGAGCGAAAAAUUGUUCAUUGUGUUGACCUCUUCGCCCUAGACCGGUCCCAGCGCAGUUGGUCAGCCUUUGCAUAUUAAUCGCAAAAGUGGAAUUUAGCUCAGCCAGGCAACAUGUCGCAGUCAAAGCUGAAGCAAGUUUUCAGCUAUCAAUCAUGGGUACACGCGGUGUCCGGAUCGGCGGGCAGCGUAAUUGCGAUGUCGGCAUUUUAUCCAUUGGACACCGUUCGCAGCCGUCUUCAAUUGGAAGAACCAGAACGACGGAAAGCUCUGAGCACGUGGCGGGUGCUGAAAAAUUUAAUCGAUGAAGAAGGCUUCGACACACUUUACCGAGGCCUGGUGCCCGUGCUGGAGAGUUUGUGCAUUUCCAACUUUGUCUACUUCUACACGUUCCACAGUCUGAAGGCUCUGCGGGGUAGUGGGUCGGGGCAGUCGGCACUCGGCGAUCUGCUGCUGGGUUCGUUGGCCGGCGUAGUGAACGUGCUAUCAACGACACCAUUCUGGGUGGUCAAUACACGCCUAAAGAUGAAAGGUUUGGAGCAACAACGCCGUGGGGAUGCCAGUACGGUUGGCAACGGCCAACACUCCAGUGUUCGAUACAACGGCCUUCUCGACGGAUUGCAGUAUAUCGCCCGCACAGAGGGUAUCCGUGGACUGUGGGCGGGAGCCAUACCAUCGCUGAUGCUCGUCAUUAAUCCCGCCAUACAGUUCAUGGUCUACGAGUCGCUUAAACGUCGGUUAACGGAAGGCACCAAGAAAAGUCCAUCCGCAAUCACGUUCUUUGGCAUUGGCGCAAUCGCGAAGAUGAUCGCCACCGUGCUAACGUACCCGUUGCAGCUCGUGCAAACCAAACUGCGCCAUGGGAAUGCUGACAAGAGUCUGAACCUUCCGCCGGAUGUCGACACCGUGCAGAUGCUGCUAAUCAUCCUGAAACGCCAGGGUGUGACCGGACUGUACCGCGGACUGGAGGCAAAGCUGCUGCAAACGGUCCUUACGGCUGCUCUCAUGUUCAUGACCUACGAGAAAAUAGCACGAUUCGUCACCUCGCUCUUACUAUCCAAAGGUGCUAGUGGCGGUCGUCACUGAUUUCCGGGUCACUACCGACUACCCGAAUCUAUCGAUAGCAGCUCUUUUUCCUCUCUCUAUCUUUCACUCUUGCUAUGUGUAAUCCUAUUCUAGUCCUUGACGAACAAAUUGAUUUAUCAUGACCUUUUUCUUUUACUUUAUAUGCGCUCAUCUGUGAUGAAGGUUAUCGUUUUCAUUAUAUCAAACAUUCCUAAACCCAUUUCUGUUUUACUUUUGAUAUAAACAUAAUGCAACAUACCAUCAAGAAGGUACUCAAGUGUAUUAGGUUCAAGGUUUAUUUUGUUCAAUCUAGUAUUUUAAUUGUUUGCAAACUGAUCUUGGUAAGGGUAAUUCCUAUUUUGUAGGUGUUGAAAACAGCAGGCGCUGACCAAAAUUGAAAGCAUGGGAAGGGGGUUGGGAAGAUCGAAACCAAAUGAAAUAAACAUGUAGUUAAAAAAUA
This is a messenger RNA of Anopheles coustani, 1650 nucleotides long. It is a transcript of the gene PMP34, whose product is annotated as peroxisomal membrane protein PMP34. The record is from RefSeq and is a predicted model, not a curated record. The transcript has 3 exons. Gene Ontology annotation, molecular function: AMP transmembrane transporter activity; ATP transmembrane transporter activity; coenzyme A transmembrane transporter activity. Gene Ontology annotation, cellular component: peroxisomal membrane. Bases 240 to 1211 code for a protein of 323 amino acids. NCBI's taxonomy places the organism in Eukaryota, Metazoa, Arthropoda, Insecta, Diptera, Culicidae.